Molecule: messenger RNA, 870 nt
Organism: Pseudocercospora fijiensis CIRAD86
Lineage: Eukaryota; Fungi; Ascomycota; Dothideomycetes; Mycosphaerellales; Mycosphaerellaceae
Exons: 4
Coding region: 1-354 (117 amino acids)
Biological process (GO): protein folding
Cellular component (GO): prefoldin complex; cytoplasm
Molecular function (GO): protein folding chaperone
Source: RefSeq, a predicted model, not a curated record
AUGUCCCAACAACAAAUAUCGGCGAAGAAGCAGCAAGAGCUUCAGGUCCAAUACUCCAACUACAAAGACACGCUCCAAGCCGUCGCGCAGAAAAUCGGCGACGUAGAACAAGAAGCCGAAGAACAUAAGUUGGUGUUAGAAACGCUCACGCCACUCCCCGGCGAUCGCAAAUGCUUUCGAAUGAUCAAUGGCGUUCUUGUGGAAAGGACGGUGAAGGAUGUGCUGCCGGCGCUGCAGACGAAUGCUGAGGGCUUGAAGAAGGUUUUGGAUGAUCUUGUUAAACAGUAUCACACCAAGCAGGCGGAAAUGGAGAAGUGGAAGAAGAAGAACAAUAUUCAAGUUGUUCAGCAAUGAUCGCUGCUCUGGGAUGUGCGAAGGAACAUGCUUUACUACUGUAUGCUGGACAUGUUAUCUGCAAGCCGCUGACUCUGGAUGCAUGCGCGAGCAGCCUGCUCUACAGCCGCGCAUUGUGUGAGCUCUGCAAAUUACACUUGCAGAACCCCCUCUUCAUACAAGAAGGCGAGUCACUACUGGUGGUCGGGUUGCUGGCACACAUGCUCCGGAAGGCAGUGCCUCCUCACAGUCUGAAUCAGAGACCGAAACCCGGAUCUUGGAUUUCCUGAAGACGAUCUGCAAAACACAAGCAUGGAUAGACUGUCAAUACUGUAUUGCGUGAUGAAGACGCAGCAAGCUUCUGUUCGGGAUGGACGGCCCGGCUCUCGACCGCCGAACUUCUCCUGCCGUCUCAGAAGCACUGAUGCUGGCGAGAGCAAGUCUUCUGAAACUAGAUGCGUGGAGCUCUAGCACAUGUGGCCUCCAAUCUGGUAGUAUCAUUUGUACGUAUUGCCUAGAAAAUUUGUGCUUCGGCCU